AUGGCAUCAUCAUCAACCACGUGUGGUGUAUGUGAACAAAGCAAUAUUACCAAACCAUCCACAAUCUGGUGUUUUGAAUGUGACGAAGGGCUUUGUUCAGAAUGCAAAGACCACCAUAGUCGGUCAAAGGGAACACGAAAACAUUGCACAUUACCAAUAAGUGAGUAUCAGAAAAUACCAUGUGAUGUUGUCAAAAUCACUCAAACCUGUAGCAAACAUAACGAAAAGUACACAAUCUAUUGCAAAAAGCAUGACAGUCUUUGUUGUGGAAGUUGCAUUGUCGAGAACCAUAUGGAAUGUCGAGACUUUGACAAAUUGACUGAUGUGAUUCAAAACACUAAACUUUCAAAUGCCUUUUACGAGAUAGAACAAUCAUUAGCAGAACUUUCCGACAAUAUUCAUAUAAUUCGAAAGGACAGAGAAAACAACCUCGAAAGGUUAUCAAAAGAGAAAACGCAGAUUGAGCAAGCAAUCACACAAACCAGGAGUACAAUCAACAACCAUUUAGACAAAAUACAGGACGACAUUAUAAAAAAGUUAAAUGAAACCGAAGUAAAUGAAAGUAAGAUAAUAAGCGAACUCCUGAUAUUAUUAAAGGAAAAUGACAGAGAGAUAACUGAAAUCCGAACAAAAAUUGAAAAUAUCAAGCAACAUGCUACAGAUUUUCAAACAUUUAUUGCUAUGAAGGAGCUCGAAAAACGAAUUUCUAUCAAAGACCAAUUCCUGCAGUCGAUGAUAAACAGCGGAAACUUUAAAGAUAGCGAUCUAACGUACAAUCCCAAUUCCGCUAUGCAAGAUUUAGCUAAUCGUAUCAAGAAUUUUGGAGAAGUAAAGAUUGAGAAAAAACCAUGCAAUGUUGUCCUCACGAGGAGGAAAGACAAACAAGCCCAAAUAAUGCUGACGCACAUAUUAUCCAGAUCAGUUGACAAUAUUAAUUUGAAACUGCUUCAAACUAUAAAUGAAACAGGAGACUACGUAAGGGGCUGUUGCAUGUUACCAGAUGGUAAAACGGCGUUUUCGCAUUACUCUUCAAAAACUGUAAGAGUAUUCAACUUGAAUGGCACCAAAGACUUUGAAGUAAGUACAAGAACAUAUGCAUAUGACGUGGCGUACAUCAGUCAUGACAACACACUUGCUGUAACAUCAGGAGAGUCUGAUACGAAAUGUAUCACAAUCAUAGACAUACAAAGCAAACAAAUCAAGAUAACAAUACCAGUUGAUUCUGAGUAUUAUGGCAUAGCAGUGACAGAUGGCAAAUUCAUUUAUUCUGCAAAAGGAAAAGGAAUUCGGUUGUUCAAUCCGCACAACAACUCAACAACUGAUAUAGUCCGCGAUAAUCAAACACCAAAGUAUUGUUACGUGGCAACAUUUGAUGACAAAAUUUACCAUACAAACAACAAAUCAAAAUCCGUAACAUGUUAUGAUCUACAAGGUACUGUAGAAUGGACAUUUAAGAACGAACGAGUCCUCAGCGGUCUGAAAGGUGUAUCUGUCGACAAUGAUGGUAAUGUUUACGUAGUAGGAGAAUUGUCGAAAAAUGUAGUAGUUAUAUCUUCUGAUGGACAUCAAUACAAAGAGAUAGCUAAAGCCAGUGAUGGACUUUUCAAUUCUUUUUCUCUUGAUUAUAACAGAAGUACAAAUCAGUUACUAGUUUCGAAUUUUUCCAAUAAGGCUUUUAUUUAUAAAUUGAUUUGA
This is a messenger RNA of Mytilus trossulus (common blue mussel), 1695 nucleotides long. RefSeq lists its product as uncharacterized. The record is from RefSeq and is a predicted model, not a curated record. NCBI's taxonomy places the organism in Eukaryota, Metazoa, Mollusca, Bivalvia, Mytilida, Mytilidae. Gene Ontology annotation, molecular function: zinc ion binding; protein binding. The transcript has a single exon. The coding region runs from base 1 to 1695 and encodes 564 amino acids.